AUGGGUGACCCUCUUACUCCAGCCAUCCUCCUCUGUAUCCGGUCGAUGGCUGCUCCGCUCGGCUUCUUCAUGGCUUCUCAUACCUCCGUUCUGCACGAAAGUCUACUGAUUGACCUGGCCGACUUCGCCACGGGGCAAGCCGAUCCUCGUUGGGUCGGCGCCUGGUGGCUUGGAUGGCUACCAUUGAGUGGGUUUACGGCCCGACUGAGCCUCGAAUGA
Molecule: messenger RNA, 219 nt
Organism: Protopolystoma xenopodis
Lineage: Eukaryota; Metazoa; Platyhelminthes; Monogenea; Polystomatidea; Polystomatidae
Source: the annotation of a GenBank genome assembly